AUGUUUAAUCCCGCUAAGUUUUCCGGGGUGGAGAUCGCGCGGCUCCGAGCUGUAUGCGCGUCGCCGCAGGCCCCGGCAGGACAACACCAAGUCCGUAAGGGAACAGACGAUGAAUGGAAGAUUGUCUUGGGUUUAAUCGAGGGCACCAUAGCAUGCCGCAACAUGCCGGCUUUUCUUCCGCACAUCCUCCGAAGUGAGGAAUGCCUCAGACUGGUUUCUACGAUUCAGGCUCAGGUAGAAGGCGAAUUGAUUAUGCAAUUGGGGCGCUCUGGGAGUGUCCGGGUUACCCGACAGAGUACGAAAGCUAUCACCGAGCGGAUCCUGGAAUCGGCGGAGCUGGCGCGAGUAAACUUACCUGCGCUACACAACAUGCUAGGCCAGACGAAGAAGAUCAGCUACGAUCAAGUAACGAAGUCGAUUCACUUCUAUUUCUUUACCAGAGAAACUGCCGAGAAGCACAAGGAGGUGCGGGUGCCUUUUUCGGGAGGAGUAUACCGGCUCCUGAAUGCCCACCGAGCAGCGGCCGGCCCGAUAUGGGACCGACAGCGGGGGCUUAAUGGACAACCACAAGGCCGGCGAGUGGAAUACACGAUUCUGCUUCUCAAUGUAACUCGGUUUGUCGACAUAGGCCGGAUUGCAGCUUUUUUGAAGGAGAAGAUUUUGACGGAAUUCGUGAUGGAGGACCUGGACACGCAUACCCCCGAUUCCAGGACAUCGACAAUAUGGAGGGUAACCUUCAAACUAGCGGGCUGUCCGACUUUCCUCGACGGCAUUGUUCGGUUGUUAUGGUUCGGGACGACCAUAAUUGUUAAGCCUCCGAAUGUCGGCAGGCGGCUGCAGUGUCUUCAAUGUGGCAACCUCGGCCACACGCUGGCGCGGUGUACAUUCACCGACCUUCAGUUGCGCGGGCCAGGGGGCGUAGUCGUAAUGGAGGAGGACGUCAAGGGUCUCGAGGAUCUUGCGAGACCAUUUCUCAGCUUCGAGGAAAUUAAAGAGAUGGCAGGGCGGCGCCUAGCGCUCCAAGAAGCAGCGGAGGAGUUAGCUCAAGCAGCGGUUUCGCCACCCGCGCGAGGACAAAUAUCAGGGACGCAAGCCGCUAUUUCACUUCCUGAGGUUACGAGCCCCAGUAGUGCUCCACAAGCGGAACAAGGGGAGAAGUUUGCUCACAUGCAACCAGAUCCGCGUCCAGCAGCACCACAGCCGUGGAUCACCAAGCAGUCCAAAAAGGGACGAUCGAGAGGUUCGUCUAAAGCGGCCACGGGCCAGGUAAAAGCGGUGGCCUCACAGGUGCGGACAGGAGGGCAGGAGCUUAUAGGCGAGGAUGGCGAGGACUGGGCCGAGGAGACAAAAACUAGUUCGGAUGCGUCGGAAGAGAUCAGGGUGCUUCAUUCACGGUCAGCCGGGGCACUUAAUCCAACGGUGGGCUUAUCUGACGGGGCCGGUACGCACUCGCUUCUUACGUCUUCCGAGAAGGCCCGGAAGCAACGGGGGGCUGGACGUGGGUCGGCUCCGAGUACGACGGGUCCAGUGCUGAUGACUCUCAAGCGUAACGAGAGAGGAUCCUUUCGACAAUUGGUCGCGGAUUUGGGUCGGCUGCCCAAGGCUCUGACGACAGUACGAGCACGAGCAACAGACGUCCCGACGGACGUAGCGGAGUUAACGUCCCAACUUGUGAUUUACCCGGUAAUCACACCGGCUACUACUAAUUGUCUUGCCAUGGCUAUUGCCCAAGCGGCAACGGACGCGUCCCUGGACGGUCCAGACAGGCAUCUGGAGCUACUGACAGCUUGCCUUAAACGGGGGAUUAAAUUGUCGGGCUUGCUGGAUCUGGAGGAUCAGUAUGCUCACGAUCAUAGAGUUCAUGCUGAUGCUGGCUAG
This is a messenger RNA of Peronospora matthiolae, 1878 nucleotides long. NCBI's taxonomy places the organism in Eukaryota, Oomycota, Peronosporomycetes, Peronosporales, Peronosporaceae. The record is from the annotation of a GenBank genome assembly.